Auanema sp. JU1783 is the source of this 999-nucleotide messenger RNA. The record is from the annotation of a GenBank genome assembly. Lineage: Eukaryota; Metazoa; Nematoda; Chromadorea; Rhabditida; Rhabditidae.
AUGCUUUCUGCUAAGAAUAUUCUUUCUCAAAUUGCUCGUUCAUCUAACCAGAGCCGCCUCCAGAGUACCUUGGUCAUUGCCGAACAUGAUGAGAGCAAUCUUGCUGCUAUCACCUUGAACGCAAUCACUGCUGCUGGAAAACUCGGACCUGAUGUCUCCGUACUUGUUACUGGAGCCAAUGCUAAGACGAUUGCUGAACAAGCUUCCAAGGUCAAUGGAGUUAAGAGAGUCCUUGUAGCUCAGAAUGAACAGCUCAAGAAUAACCUUCCAGAACGAGUUGCACCAAUUGUUCAUGCUUCUCAAAACCAAUUCAAGUUCAACAACAUCGUUGCCGGUGCGUCCGCUUUCGGACGAGGAAUUAUCCCUCGUGUUGCUGCUAAACUAGGAGCUUCCCCCAUUAGUGAUGUUACUGAGGUUCAUUCCGCUGAUACCUUCACUCGUACCCAAUAUGCUGGAAACGCCGUCGUGAAGGUACAGAGUUCUGCUCCCGUAAAAUGCAUUACCUUCCGCGGAACAGCAUUUGAAGCUGCUGCUGAAGGAGGAAGUGCAGCUAGCGAGGAUGCCCCCUCCGCUGAUGUCAAAACUGAUAUCUCCGAAUUCUUAGGACAAGAGCUCAGCAAAUCUGAGAGACCAGAUUUGGCUACUGCCAAAAUUGUUGUCUCCGGUGGCCGUGGAUUGAAGAGUGGAGAUAAUUUCAAAUUGAUCUACGAUCUUGCCGAUAAACUUGGAGCUGGUGUAGGUGCUUCCCGAGCUGCUGUUGAUGCUGGAUAUUGUCCAAAUGAUAUGCAAGUUGGACAAACCGGAAAGAUUGUUGCUCCAGAGCUCUACAUUGCUGUUGGUAUUUCUGGAGCCAUCCAACAUUUGGCUGGAAUGAAGGACAGCAAAGUCAUCGUCGCCAUCAACAAAGAUGCUGAUGCACCAAUUUUCCAAGUUGCUGAUUACGGACUUAAGGCUGAUCUAUUCAAAGCUGUACCUGAGAUGACUGCUGCUCUUCCAUAA